AGGCGCUUACUGGUAUUUAAACCUCAUCAUUUGGGUGCAGAAGCGGACAGCUCCCCACACAGAUAAACAAACCAAAAAACAAUGUUUGGCACCCGCGGUUAUGGACGCUUUGAAGCAUUUUUCUCUCCGUAACUCGCAGUGAAGAUCUCCGUUUCCCCAGCCGCGCGUCAUCGUUGCACGUUAACGGACUUUAUUUUAAGCUGCUGACGAGAAAGGCUCCGCGUUCUCUCUACAAACAGCAGGAAAGGGGAUGUUGGGACACCUGUAGCUGAAUCUGGAUCUCUAUCUCCUAAAAAGGGGGAUGUUGGAUUGUUUCACAUCCACUCAGCAUCCGCCCAGCAGGAGAUGCGCUCCGUCGCUGUCUGAUCUCGAGUGGGGAAGCGCAAAGGUAGCCUAAAGCCAUUUACGAACGCAUUAAUAUCUAAGCCUCUCUCUGUGACUGCUUGCAGAAAGGAAGGAGCAUGGGUAGAAAGGAAUUUGCUCUGACUAGUGCGUUGAGGGGAUUUGUGAAGCUGGGGGUGUGCUCCUUUUGAAACUAAACCAAUGACCGUGGAUGAAGCACCGUCACUAACAGCUCGCCAUUUCUCGUCAAGCUUCUUUUGUUUAUUAUUUCAUAUUUUUUGGAGAGUAGAUAUUUAAUCAGCCAUGGGGAAAGAUGAGUGCAAAACAAUGCUGGACGCUUUGAACAAAGUGACUGCUUGCUACAGGCAUUUGGUAAUCGCUCUGGGAAGCACGUCGGAUUCGCAGAACCUGCGAGAGGAGCUGAAGAGGACCCGCAAAAAGGCCCAGGAGCUGGCCGUGGCCAACCGGACUAAACUGACCUCUCUGCUCAAAGACAAAACCAUCAGCAAGGAUGACCGAGCCGAGUACGAGCGCCUAUGGGUGCUGUUCUCGAGCAGCAUGGAGCUCCUGGAGGUGGACAUGAAAAGGUCCCUGGAGAUAGGGCAGGAUUUCCCCCUCAAGGUUCCCACGAGACACCUCAUCCAGACGGGGAUGACCGGCAGCACCACCACCGUGGCGGCCCGGGCCAUGAGCGUGCAGAACAUGAAGUACGAGGCGGACAGCAACAUCGACACGGCCGACCUCCGGGACCUGCAGUCCGAGAUCUCCCAUGUGAGCCAGAUGAUGGAGGAGAUGGAGAUGAAGGUGCAGGUGGCGCCGUGGGCCGUCGAGGCGAAGCAGGAGGCAGGCGCGGAGCUCAAGUCCAACAUGAGUGUAGGAAAUUCCUCCGUGGGUGUCAUCUCCAUCUGCGAAGAGGAGCCCAAAGAUGAGGAAGGGGGAGGCAACAGGGACGCUGGCUUUGCGUCGAUCUGCGCUGUGCUUGUAUUCUUUGUCAUCGUUACGGUCGCUCUGGUUCUAGGAUAUUUGGUCAUCAAUAUGUCCUGAGCUGUCUAACCAACAGCCCACCCGGAUGGACACCCUUGCGCGGCUGCCCACGAGCGCGUCUCCGUGGUAAUAAAAGCCAGCAGCUCCACGAGAGAGAGAAAGCGCUUUUUAUUUGAGAUGCUGAAAAAAAAAUAUGGACACGCGAAGUUAUUCAUCUUUCUCGCAUUUUGUGAAUGUAUUCAGUGGAGUCGAAGAGUUGCACUAGUUAUAAUGUAGAACAAUAGAAUGGACGUCGGGCACAAUUUGAAGUAUUUUGAGGAGCCAAGGGGUCGUGUAUUUUUGGAAGAGGAAAAAUAAAUCAUGAAAUUACGUGACAGUGUCUGGCCAUCAGGAUGAUGCAAACAACACGUAAUCCAAGUGGAUUAGUGGAAAAGCUCAAGCGUAAAUGUAGCCUACUGUUAAGUAUUCCUCUUGAUGUUCUGCUGCAUUGAUGCUUUAAAUUUAUGAAUUCAAUCCAGCAAAGUCAGACGUGUUCAAACGAGCAGGGGACCAUCUAUAGUCAGAGAAGGAAAGGGUCAUGUUGUAUGGGAAGUAAUAUAGAGUGAUCCAGUUGGAUGUGAUCAAAUCCGCACUGUUCCACACUUCUGUUAGCACAGUUAUAAUACAUCAUACAAUCUGUAUAGCCAGAUUGUUGUAAGCCUGCAUUUUACUUCAUUGCAUCAAAUCACAAUUUGCUUGAUGAAAGAGCCUUGGGGACCUAAGAGAAGUCCACAGUCUUUUAAUAAUGCACUGUAAGCCUGUUCGUGUUCCUUUUUCAGGGUUUUCUUGCAAGCAGUGUUGAAUGUAUACAUUGCAACAUGUGAAUAGAGGGUUUGUUCAUACAGACUGCUGUGUCAGAUAAUGUACAUACAUAAGUAUAUUUAUUAUAAUAAAAUUUUGAAACACACUCGAAGAUGUGCUCGCAGUCUGAAGAAAUAGCUCCUAAGUGUUUUACAGCCAAUGCCAAAGCAGUUUUCUGUUGUAUCUCUUUUAUGUUUGGGUGUUGGGUAUUUGAGUAUUGAGUUUAAACUGAUGACUUUAUAUGAGGCCAGUUUGUAAUCACUGCAAAGCUUGAGAUACAUACAUGGGAGUACACAGAGGUAUUUUGAGCUAUCUUUGACAUAAUGGGUUUAAAUUAUUCGAUUUAAAAUAGAUG
Molecule: messenger RNA, 2521 nt
Organism: Anarrhichthys ocellatus (wolf-eel)
Lineage: Eukaryota; Metazoa; Chordata; Actinopteri; Perciformes; Anarhichadidae
Product: regulator of G-protein signaling 9-binding protein
Exons: 1
Coding region: 646-1386 (246 amino acids)
Source: RefSeq, a predicted model, not a curated record